GGCAGUUAGGCAAAAUUUUAAGUUUCUUUCUUAACUAUAUUUUUAAGACAAUUAUGUCGUUGUCCGCGAAAUCUGUACUCAAGGAGGGCUCCACACAGUUGGACCAUAUCUGCGAGCUAGAACUUGGCCAGCAGGCCUCACAUCAACGCCUGGUUUCCUUAAUAGCUACAAUAUCCACAAGUUCCCGGAACGUGGACACCAUAUACGCCAUGAUUAAGAGAGGGGUUAAUAUAUUUCGUCUAAAUUUUUCCCACGAAUCGCAUGAGAUGCACUCGAAAACUAUCGAGCUGAUUCAUGAGGCGCUGGAGAGGAUUCUCAAGGAGACGGGUCAGAUUCGAACGGUUGCCAUUGCGGCUGACACGCGUGGGCCGCAGAUCCGAACUGGCCUGUUGGAUGGUGACGUUUUCCUGCGAGCCGGUGAAAAUCUGCGGCUCUCGAUUAAUCGGGAUCUUUACGACAAGGGCAACAAGGAAGCGGUCUAUGUAGACUAUCCAAACAUUAUUAACUUGACGAAGCCCGGCGAUCGCCUGUUCAUUGACGACGGUAGGCUCCUGCUUAAUAUCAUGGAGGUGGGCGUGGAUGGGCUUUUAUGUGAGGUCAUCCAAGGCGGUCAGCUGAACAACAACUGCAACGUGAUCCUUCCGGAGAUCGAGAUAGAUCUACCGGCCGUGUCCGAGAAGGACAUGUUCGACAUACAAUUCAGCAUAAAGCUGAAUGUAGACUUCCUCUUCGCUUCGGCGGUCCGCAGUGCUAAGAACGUCAAGGAGCUGCGCGCGGUGCUCGGUGAGAAGGGCAAGCAUAUCAAGAUCAUCGCCAAGAUGGACAGCAAGAUCGCGCUGAGUCGCUUUAUGGAAAUAAUGCGGGCGGCGGACGGACUGCUUCUUUCCCGUGCAGAUCUAGGCACUCAAAUACCCAUCGAGAAGCUCUUCAUCACCCAGAAGAGCAUCCUGGGCCAGUGUAAUAAGGCGGGCAAGCCGGUUAUAGUAGCAUCGCACAUUCUGGAGUCCAUGCGCAACCUCCAACAUCCCACGCGAGCUGAGUGUUUCGAUCUGGCCAACGCGAUCAUCGACGGAGCGGACUGCAUCAUGCUGUCCUCUGAAGUGGCCAUUGGGUCGUUUCCCAAGGACACGGUUGCCACUUGUGAUGUCUUGUGCCGAGAGGCCGAGAAGGUUCUAUGGUUUAGGGACCUUUUCUCCGAUUUGGUUAGCGAGGUGCGUGGCGAGCUGGACGCGGCCCACUCUCUGGCAAUUUCUGCGGUGGAGACGGCCAAGCGGACCAACGCCACCCUAAUAAUAGUCCUAACCACCUCGGGACGUUCAGCAACACUUGUCAGCAAGUUUCGGCCACGCUGUCCGAUCCUGGCAAUCACGCGUUGUGAACGGACCUCCCGUUGGGUCUACAUGCAUCGCGGUGUCCUGCCGGUCCUCUACACGUCAGAACCGAGUUCGGAUUACGCCACUGAUGUCGAUGCCCGUGUACAAUUUGCCCUGACCUCCGCAAAAAAGUGGAACAUAAUCGAAGACGGUGAUCCCAUUGUGAUCUUGAGUGCCUGGAAGGAUGGCGGCGGGUUCACCAACAAUGUGCGUGUGGUUUACGCAUUUUUCGAAGCGGAUCAGGUAGACUGCCUAUUCCGAUCGGAUAGGAGGCGAUCCCGCAAGAUCUCAAACCUGCAGAUGGCAAACCGAGAACAAGAAGAAAAGAAUACUGGACGGGAUAAGUGAUCAUUUCUUUUGGAAGAUAUGGUGUUUGUAUAUCCAUUUUUCAAAAAAAUAUUUGGGUUUUUUUUUAAUAAAAUUAAAAUUGUGUAGUCUACUCUAAUA
Messenger RNA from Drosophila eugracilis, 1820 nucleotides. Its product is annotated as pyruvate kinase. Gene Ontology annotation, biological process: glycolytic process. The record is from RefSeq and is a predicted model, not a curated record. Lineage: Eukaryota; Metazoa; Arthropoda; Insecta; Diptera; Drosophilidae. Gene Ontology annotation, cellular component: cytoplasm. Gene Ontology annotation, molecular function: magnesium ion binding; pyruvate kinase activity; potassium ion binding.